This is a messenger RNA of Hyaloscypha bicolor E, 330 nucleotides long. RefSeq lists its product as uncharacterized. Lineage: Eukaryota; Fungi; Ascomycota; Leotiomycetes; Helotiales; Hyaloscyphaceae. Bases 1 to 330 code for a protein of 109 amino acids. The transcript has 4 exons. The record is from RefSeq and is a predicted model, not a curated record.
AUGGAGUUUGGUAGGGCGCUGGGGAACGAUGAACCAGUCAUUCCUUCCUUUCCAAAUUCGGAUUAUUCUACUGGCGUUUCUGGCGUGGUUGGCGUAAUUUGGGCACUUCUAAGACGGGAAGAUCGAGGAGCUUCAUACGUUGUUCCCACAUCAUUGAACUACUAUUCUCAAUGUUUUGGGGUAACGAUCCAGACUGUAAAGGGGAUUGUACAAUCCCCAGACAAGGAGGUUGAAUUGCGGUAUAAUGUUGGAACGAGAACAAACGGAGUGGUCGAGCUUCGCUGGCUAAACAAUCCCACGACACUAACUAUUAGUUUAGAAGAUCCUUAG